AUGGUAAUGGAAGACAUCCCCAAGUCGUUUAGAGUGAGGUCAGAGGAUGUGACCGUCUUCAAAGACAAACAUAUUGGAGCUGGAAAUUUCGCGGAUGUUUUUAAGGGUAAAUUAGUUGCUUUAUAAUAACUUUAAGAAUUUGAAAAGGAAACGAACUUAUUGUAGUUUAUGUUUUAGGUACGUAUCACAAGAAGGGAAGCAAAGGAGGUAUGGAAGUGGCAGUCAAAGUGAUCAGAGCUGGUCCUACCUUGAAUUCAGUUGAAAAAGAAUCGACGCCAGCCUGGCUUCACGAGAUUCGUAAUGAAGCCAUGAUUAUGACAUUGUUUGAUCAAGAACAUCUUAUUUUACUUUAUGGUUAUUCGGACGUCGACAUGGAUGCGGUAAGUUUAAUGCUUUAGAUAAUACUGGUUUUGUUAAUUUAUUUGAAACUAAUAAUGAUGCAGAUAUUGAACAUAAAUUUGCUUUUUUCAGAGCCCCUUCCAACCUCCGUUUAUAGUCCUCGAGUAUUGUCCUGGUGGAUCUUUGGAUGUAUACCUUCAAGCUACUAAGAAUAUCUCUGUUGGAGGUAUGAUUUGUAUUUAAUUUCAGGUUUUGUUGUCGAUAUCCGAUACUUAUUAUGUGUUUUAGAAAAGGUGUUAUAUUUGAAGGAAGUGGCAGCAGGAAUGAGAUUUCUGGAGAAGGAGAAGAUUGUCCACAGAGAUUUGGCAUCAAGAAACGUACUGAUCAAUACCUGUGGAUUACUCAAAAUCUCAGACUUUGGAUUGAGCAGAUCGCCGAACGUCAAGGAAAUGCCAGAAACUACACAUAAUCAGGUAAGAAAUAGAAGUAUUCUGUAAAAAACGUCUUUUUGUUGAAUAGGAUGAGACAAUUUUCAGUAAAAUACGAUGAGAAGAUUUUAAAUUUUAUUUUUUCUUUGAUUUAGAUUCCAAUUAGAUGGAUGGCUCCAGAAUCCUUGCUACGAACACCUACUUUUGAUAACAAGAGUGAUAUGUGGGCUUAUGGGGUAUUCAUAUAUGAAGUGUUCACAGCAGGAAAGAAGCCUUGGCCAAACAAGCCUGUUAAAUGGAUUGCUACACAGAUUAGGAAGCUUCAGAUGCCACAUCUGCCCAGUUCCAUGCCAAAAGUCAUCAAGGAUAUUAUUCAGCACAAGUGUUGGGUCAAAGCUGACGAGCGCUGGACUUUUGCACAGGUAAGUAUUUUGUUGUGUGGGUUUAUUGUUGGUGUAAAUACUGUUUGAAUUCGUUAUAAAAGUAAGCAGAUGUUAUGUUAUUUUAAGGACAUGAUUGUGUAUAUACGAAACGUUGGUUAAAUCUCUACCAUUUACAGUUACAUUCCGUGUUGUGUUUGUUGUCAAUCACAUUGUUCACCACGUCCAGAGCUUCGAUCUAUGCCUAUUUGGAGAAGAAAGGUGUGGCACAGAAUUCCAAAGGUCGCGACAAAGUGGAGAAAUGGGAUCGUGACAGUUCUUUGGUCGAAUGGUCAGAAACCAAGGACAUUGCGAAGCACGACACGGUACCAGCAAGACCAGUCGACGGAAAUUGUGUGUUAUACUCGAAAAAGAAAGGUGAAAAGAGAGAGGUUUGUAUGUUAUAUUUUCCUUAACUACUUUCAUAGUAAACCAUAUUCUUUUCUCUAAGAUGACAUAUUAUAUAGACAUUGCAAUAUAUAUUGUCAUAGCAUUUUUUCAGCGGAAGAACAGCAAGACAAACAGGGAACUGAACAAAACUCCUGCUAUUAGUCAUACAACAACAACUAGUCAAGGAAGCAGCGAGGACCGUAACCGAGAAUCAGAAGGUCGUAAACAUGCAUGA
Messenger RNA from Bursaphelenchus okinawaensis, 1811 nucleotides. The record is from the annotation of a GenBank genome assembly. NCBI's taxonomy places the organism in Eukaryota, Metazoa, Nematoda, Chromadorea, Rhabditida, Aphelenchoididae.